AUGGCAAUCUCCACGAUGGGAAAGAAAAAUGUGGGUUUGGCCCUAGCAAUGUGUCUCGUUCUCUCAAGCUUCCAUGAGAUUUCUUGUCAGGUUGGCGAAAGCAGGGAAUUUGGAACGUUAGAGAGUCAAGAAUCUGAAUCUAAUGUCCAAACCUUCGAAGGGAAAGCGACAUCAUCUGUGUCUCACUCUGUCGAAGCCGAGUCUGAAGAUGCUAGUAGUUAUGAAGCGGGUCAAGGUUCGAGUAGCUCGGACGACAUCAAACGUCUAUUGCAAGGGUUUAAUAAAAAUGCUGGAUCUGAAGCUGAAUUAAUGGAUGCUUCUGAAACCGGUGCUUCGAAUCAGGAAAGGGUGAAAGAGCUUCAACGCCAGAUAGAAGCUUCGGCAUCUAGCAGAACUGUUGUAGAAGAAGAAGAAAUCACAGAGGAAAAGAGUAAGGUGGAAACAAGUGGAAACACAUUCCAAGGGGGUGAAAAUACAGAUGAUGGAAGAAUAUAUUAUAACAAGGGUGAAAAGGAAUCUGAGGGAAACCGAGGGUUCAUGAUAAAGGAACCGACAAUAACAAGAAAUGAAGAUGGGUCAAUGGGGAGUCGUGAGCAGUAUGAGUCGAAGCAAGAGUCAGUGGAGGGUCGUCUAGAGUAUGAGUCGAAGACAAGCAGUAGUGGCUCAGGGGUUCUGGGAUCUCUAGCAAUUGGACAGUCAGGUGCAUGGCGCUGUAUUAACCAAGACAAUAAUGGUGUUAAGGGAGACGAUUCUAUAGUUAUACCAAAGUAUGAUUUAAAUGACAUCAUCAAGGAAGAAUCCAUCAAGGGCUCCUCGUCAAAGACCUCUAGUCUCAUAACAUCGCUGACCGAGAUUGUUGAUAAUCAUAAGAAAAGACGAUGGACGACAGAUGUAAAAAUAGGAAAGGUUUCUACUACAGAAACAUCAGAGAAGGUAACGAAGCUAAAAAUGACCUUGAAAAAGUACGUUGGUAUAAAGGUGCGUGAGCUCGUGCAUCGUUCGGAUUACGAGGAGAUACUGACGAUGGCUGCACGCUAUGAGGAACUAACCCGGGCUAAGGUAACCUACAUAUCGAGGCUGGCCACAUACGGGACUGUGAUAAGAGAAGGAUUCAAAGCCUCUCAGCGAGUGAAAACCGUGCACCAGCGUGUCAUAUUGCAUGAAAACGUGGCCAUAGAGAAGCAGAAAAGGGUGGACGCUGAGUUCGAGUUAGUCAAGGCUUUGGCUCAGAAAGGAGACAACUUGGCCGUCCAAAUAUUCGCAAUGAAGAAGGCGGUGUUGAAGCUUGAGGCCGAGAAGAAACAAGUUGAGAUUCAAUUCCAGAAGAGUGUCGAGAAUCUGUCAAGUGUUCUAGAGGAAUCGUCUCACGCAUACGAGAAGCAUCGUGUGGUUGUGCGCGAGUGGAAGGAGGUGCAAGCAUCUGCUGAAUAUUCGCUUGAGACCAUCGAGAAGGCAGAUGUCGUUUGGGUUCAGUUUCUCAACACUCUUACUUAGAUACAAGUACUCUCUUCUGUUUCUUCUCAAUUGAUUUACACACUUUUUUAUCUUGUUUUAUGUUUCAGUAUUCCUUGUCAUCGUUACUUUUCAAUAAAAUUUGUUUGUUUU
Messenger RNA from Brassica napus (rape), 1605 nucleotides. RefSeq names its product NAI2-like protein. Lineage: Eukaryota; Viridiplantae; Streptophyta; Magnoliopsida; Brassicales; Brassicaceae. The transcript has 12 exons. Bases 1 to 1494 code for a protein of 497 amino acids. The record is from RefSeq and is a predicted model, not a curated record.